CCUCGUGCUAUCGUUCUGAGCGCGCUUUUUCUGUUCGCCUUCAUCAGUCUGCAGGAGUUUUCUGAAAUCGUCUCUUGAGGCGUGUGCUUGAUGACUGGGAUGGGUUUUAAAGCAGCAGCUCUGUGGCUGAUGCUGCAGCAGCUGCUGCUCACUGUCACAGCUGACGGAGUCGUCUAUGAGCUGCUGGUGUCUCCAGACUGCCUGCCAGACUUGCUGCAGGGAAGCCUGAAGAACAAAGGCAGGGACGAGGCCUUCAUCCUCGCGUCCUUCAGGCUCCAGAACAGGGCCCCCACCUCUCUCUUCAGCGUGAUCAACCCCAAAGACAACACCAAGUACUUGGAGCUCAGUGUGCAAGCCAAACUGAGCAAAGUGACGCUUCGUUACCAGAAGACCGACGGCCGUUUUGGGACCACAAGUUUCAACCAUGCCUCCUUGGCAGACGGACGGGAGCACCACGUCAUGCUGCAUGCCAGCGGCCUCCAGCGCGGCCCACCUCGCCUCAACAUCUACGUUGACUGCAGGCUGGCUCACACUCUGAACGACCUGCCGGCCGCGUUUGGGUCACUCCCGCCUGGGCCCAACAAGGUGGCACUGAGGACCCUGCAGUCGAGUGGACAGGAUGAACUGACAGACUUGAAGCUGGUUAUUGAGGACACCAUCGACAAUGUGGCCACCCUGCAGGACUGUAGCAUGGAACCCCCUGAGUCUCUGCACCUACUGGGUUUCCAGGGAGGCAGGGUGGUGCAAGAUCAGACCACCAUGCAGGAGCUGAAGAGCAUGUUGUCUGAGAUGAAGGAGCUGCUCAACAAGCAGAUCAAGGAAACAAACUUUCUGAGGAACACCAUUGCAGAGUGUUUGGCUUGUGGACUCAAUGGUAGUCCCACCAACCCUAUUCCAGCAACAAAUCCGCUGUCGCCUUCCCCUCUGACUCAGUGCCCCCCAGGCACCUGUUUCAAACAAAACAUGUGUAUCCCCUCAGGGUCAGGGGGUUUCCAGUGUGCCCCCUGUCCCGAUGGAUACACAGGAGAUGGGGUUAACUGUGACGAUGUAGAUGAGUGCAGCUUUAAUCCGUGUUUUCCCGGUGUCCGGUGUGUGAACACUGCUCCCGGUUUUCGCUGUGGGAAAUGCCCGCUGGGAUACACGGGGCCGGAGAUAAACGGCGUCGGAGUGUCCUACGCCAAAUCACACAAACAGGUGUGCGAAGACUUAGAUGAAUGUCUGGGGCCGCCAGAGAACGGAGGCUGCACCCCCAACUCACAAUGCUUCAACACUAUUGGCUCCUUCCGGUGUGGAGGGUGCAGGGCCGGCUUCACUGGUGACCAGCUGACCGGCUGUCAUGGCACCAGACUGUGCCCCAACGGUCAGCCAAACCCUUGUGACGUCAAUGGAGAGUGCAUUGUUGAGCGAGAUGGAAGCAUUAGCUGUGUGUGUGGCAUUGGUUGGGCUGGCACCGGUUAUGUAUGUGGGAAAGACACAGAUAUUGACGCGUAUCCAGACGAUAAUCUUCAGUGCAGAAACAACAACUGUAAUAAGGACAACUGUGUGUUUGUGCCUAAUUCUGGCCAAGAGGAUGCCGACAGGGACGGGUCGGGUGACGCCUGUGAUGAUGAUGCGGACAAUGACGGCAUCCUUAACAGACUUGAUAACUGCUGGCUGGUGCCAAAUGUUGACCAGAAGAACAGCGAUGAAGAUGAGCCUGGCGACGCCUGUGACAACUGCAGAACAAUCAAGAAUCCCUCGCAGAGGGACACGGAUCAGGACGGGCUGGGAGAUGAAUGCGAUGACGACAUGGACGGAGACGGCUUGAAGAACUUUCUCGACAACUGCCAGCGAGUCCCCAACCCGGACCAGAGAGACAGGGACAACGACGGUGUAGGGGACGCGUGCGACAGCUGUCCAGAUGUGGCCAACCCCAAUCAGUCGGACUCAGACGACGACCUCGUGGGAGAUUCCUGUGACGACAACAUAGACAGUGACGGCGACGGUCACCAGAACACGAAGGACAACUGUCCCAACGUCAUCAACUCGUCUCAGCUGGACACGGACAAGGAUGGAAUGGGAGACGAAUGUGACGAUGACGACGACAACGACGGCGUACUAGAUGUGGAGGACAACUGCAGACUGGUCCCCAACCCAGACCAGAAAGACUCAGACAUGGACAAAGUUGGAGACGCCUGUGAGGGAGACUUUGACAAGGACAACGUGAUUGAUAUUAUCGACCACUGCCCAGAGAACGCCGAGGUCACCCUCACCGACUUCAGAGCCUACCAGACCGUAGUGCUGGACCCAGAGGGAGAAGCUCAGAUAGACCCCAACUGGGUGGUACUCAACCAGGGUAUGGAGAUAGUGCAGACCGUGAACUCUGAUCCUGGUCUCGCUGUUGGCUAUAAAGCAUUCAGCGGAGUUGACUUUGAGGGAACCUUUCACGUAAACACGGUGACGGACGACGAUUACGCUGGUUUCAUUUUCGGCUACCAGGACUCGUCCUCCUUCUACGUGGUGAUGUGGAAGCAGACAGAGCAGACCUACUGGCAGGCCGCGCCCUUCCGAGCUGUCGCCGAGCCGGGAAUACAGCUGAAGGUGGUCAAGUCUAAGACGGGUCCUGGUGAGUACAUGAGGAACUCCCUGUGGCACACAGGAAACACGACGGACCAAGUGCGUCUUCUGUGGAAGGACCCCAGGAACGUCGGCUGGAAGGACAAGGCUUCCUACCGCUGGUUCCUCCAGCACAGACCACAGGUCGGAUACAUCAGAGCCCGCUUCUAUGAGGGCUCCAAACUGGUGGCGGACACAGGCGUGAUCAUCGACACCAGUAUGAGAGGUGGCCGACUGGGCGUCUUCUGCUUCUCUCAGGAAAACAUCAUCUGGUCCAAUCUGAAGUACCGCUGCAACGACACCAUUCCUGCUGACUAUAAGGAGCUAGAAAGAGUGGACUGAAGGGCCAGAGCAUCAAGGGAGCACAUCACCACAAAGAAGGAAGACGCUGAGCUGUGUGGCUGGAGCAAAAAAGGUCAUAGGUCAGAGGGAACAAAGUGUAGGAACAAAAGAGAUCACUUCAUUUAGAGAAGCUGAACAUUGGGCAUUAUAUCCUUGAUCGGGAGUUUCUUUCAAUGUCUAUGCAAUAAAAUAUUUCCAGUUUAUUACUGCUGCACAAAAAAUAACAGGCUUUCACUGAGCAUUUAACUAAUAAUAAACCUGCAACGCUUUCCAUAAAAAGAUCUGUUUUAAUCUCUGGGUUGAUGAGAACUGCUACUAAAAUGAAAAUUUACUCAUGUCCGAAUUAUGCAUUUAGGCCAAACUACGAAGAUAGGCUCUCACAAGUGUUUGAUCAGCAAAGCACCCCUCAGCCAUGUGCUUUUUUUGCAGCCAUCAACAAGCUUCUGGCAGAAGUCUGACUGGACACUGACCACUCUGAACUCAUUUAAUAUCCAGGAUCUCCUCUCACAGACUUAGAAAUGUAUGGACUAUUAAAGUCUGCAACACUCCAGAAGAUUGUUAGGGCAUCUUCUAGUGUUUCUAACAUCUAGCUGUUGAAUAAUUUUGGGGGAGCCUUACUUACUCAUUAUUUCACCCAACAUGUGAAAAGGACCCUGGUUGCCAAACAGAAAGUAUCGCUUGACAGUCGAUGUGUUUUUAAGUUUGAAAGCCCCACCUAGACAUCUUGAAGGUCGUUAAGGUAAAAUUAUGUAGACUUUUGUCUCAUCGAACCAUAAAACAUGUCUCCUGCUCAGGGUCAACCACACCUCCCCACUAAGAUGAAAAUAAACACGUUAUUCAUAAAAAA
Messenger RNA from Fundulus heteroclitus (mummichog), 3784 nucleotides. It is a transcript of the gene thbs4a, whose product is annotated as thrombospondin 4a. The coding region runs from base 91 to 2937 and encodes 948 amino acids. NCBI's taxonomy places the organism in Eukaryota, Metazoa, Chordata, Actinopteri, Cyprinodontiformes, Fundulidae. Gene Ontology annotation, biological process: cell adhesion. The transcript is spliced from 23 exons. The record is from RefSeq and is a predicted model, not a curated record. Gene Ontology annotation, molecular function: calcium ion binding. Gene Ontology annotation, cellular component: extracellular region.